AACACUAGCAAAAGCAGCAACAACAUCAAGAACAACAACGACUGUCACAUCGAUACCAACAACAACAUCAACAAUAGCUACAGCAGGUGUACAUCAGCAAAAGAAGCAGCAGUUGCAGUUACAAAAGCUACAGCAGCAGCAAAAACAACAACAAAGAGACAAACCGCAACAUCAAUCUUCAGCAACAUCAGCGAUUUUCUAGUUAGAAACAGCAAAAGCAGCAGCAGCAACGAUAACUGCAUCCGCUCGUCAAUAUCACCGAGCUCGGCUGUGUUGGUCGAGCCCGUUGUAUCUGUCAUCAACGCUUUUUCCGCAGCUACUGCAAGCCCUGAAAGAAAGCUCGAGAGCGCGCGGCUUGGACGGACGUUUCGCUGGCUGGCGCGUAAGCAGCCAGCAGGACGACGCAGGAACACCAUUCUUCUUCGCAUCCACCGCACCACCACCAUCACAACCAGUCGGGGCGCCACAAGAUGUCAUUUCUGUUCCGCUUCCAUGACCUUAUCGGGGGCAUCCACGUGCCCAUUGACGAUGGAGUGGACAAACUCAACCGAAAAUAUACUCUUGUAAUGUUCCUGUUCUUGGCGUUGCCCAUAUUUACUAAGCAGUACAUUGGAGAUCCAAUAGAAUGUUUCACACCGACCUACUUCACAGACGCCCAAGCAAGAUUCGUCAACAGCUACUGCUGGACCGCGUCUACAUAUUACCUCGUAACGGAAUCAGACGAUGAGAAUCUCGAUCCUCCUAGAGAGCCGCCCGAUCCUCGGGUGCAACCAGAGGAGAUGGACUAUGCGGGCUUUGAGACUCCGCCCGCCGCGUCCGAGCGCCUAAGGCGCGUCUCUGUCAGCUACUAUCAAUGGGCACCGUUGAUACUGCUCGUUCAAGGAGCCUGUUUCCAUCUGCCUUUCGUCUUGUGGGGCGCCUGCGCCCAUAGCGCAGGCGUCAAACUACGACGCUUGCUGAAAAGAGCCUCAGAUAUCGCCAGCCUGCCACCAGGUUGUCAGCAGAGGGAGGCCCUUUUGGCAGAGUUCGUCGACCAGUUCCAUACCUUGGUCGCCGGCAAUGCAGGGUGCUGUACAGACCCGGCCUGCGGACUCCCCCUUGCGUGCCGCUGUAUAGGGGGGCCCGCCGGCUAUCUGUGUCUGUUAUACCUGCUUGUGAAAUCGAUGUACGUUCUAAAUGUAGGUUUCCAAUUUCUAUUGCUAACCGCAUUCCUAGGACGAGGCUUCCUACGUCACGGCUUCGAACUAGCACGACGUUUAGCGGCCGACGGGGAUUGGUGGAAUUCCCCCCGGUUCCCAUUGCAAACCCUCUGUCAGGUACGCGCCGCUCUACAAGGCGGGCUUCGAACUUACCUGUGUCGAUGCGUAUUGCCCAUUAACGUCUUCAAUGAGAAGAUCUUUUCUGUGGUGUGGUUCUAUCUGGCCCUUCUGUUACCCCUGAACGUCGCAUCGCUACUUCUCUGGCUCUGGAGAUGCUUCCGUUGCAACCGGUUCGCGUUCGUCCGAUUGUGUUUAUGGCGGACGCGGAUGGUAAGUCUAGGCGAACUGUCCAGAGUAAGCCGCAAAAUCGCGGUCAACUACCUCGGCUGGGACGGAGUGUUCGUGCUCCGUCUGAUAGAAAACAAUCACGGUAGCGCAAUGGCGACCGUGGUGCUGUCACGUCUCUACGAUUUCUAUGCCAACCAGAUGAAAGCUCGGGACGAUGGCAGCGACGUCGAGCUGGGGCCCAUGCCAAGUGUGGCCUCUCCUCGCGCAGCGCAGUCUCUCCAGCCGUGCCACCCAGGCGCGUGCCAUAUGGCUGCCGCGCCCUGCGCUCACCAGUUCGGUACCAGGCGGCCCAACGGCUAUUGGGGCAAGUGCUCGUGAUACACCAAUUUUACCAAGUUAACCACUCUUACCAAAUCACUACUACUACUACUACUACUACUACCACUACGUUUCAACUGUUAUCAAGCCCGAAACCAUUUCCACAGCUACUGAUGUUACUGUUUACGCUCUCGGAAGCGCAAUCGAACAGAAAACACGACCACACUUGGUACAUGAAUUAUACGACGCUCCUGAAAAUCAAACCCACUGGAACAGUGAAGCAAAGACGAGAACAAAAGAUAGAACAAUGGCAGACAACUUGACGAAGGUGGGAAAAAAACAUUGUACUACAGCUUCGAAAUUACGUACAAUUAUUUGUGUUGAAAAGCAAACAGCAUUUUUCUUCAGCUCGGACGUUAUUAGUAGACUUCGUCCUCCAUCUCUAUAUUUUGGAUGUGUCAUACCCUUUUUUUAAACCAGCAAUCAAAUCCGCUGCUUCGACUACACGAUCUUCAAGCAUCUCCAUUAUAAAACUAAACCUAUUACAUACUAUUGGCACAUAAUGCAAUUAGCUAUAUGAAAAUAACCUAGAAACAGCAUGAUAUAACAUGUAAAUCAUUUAGAAGAUCAUUUCAUAAGACAUCUUUUAUUAUUACUAUAUUAUUCGUGUAUCCGGUGUAAAAGCUCCGUUACGUCUUAGCAGCAGCAGCAGCAGCAGCAGCAGCCGCGUGACAGGUCGAUGCUCUCGCGGACUUUUUAUCGUCCACGUCUAAUUUCAAUACGCUUUCGAGUGCAGCAUAAAUCCGAUGGCAAUGUAUUUUAAAUAUAUCGGAAAUUUUUCCCCUAUUAUGUUGUUAUGGCAAACGGAUACCCUUACUACGCUAGCCCUCCCACCAGCUCCCAGCGCUCUUACCAACCGGCCAAGUCAGCCACCCCAUUACGGUGACAGUCUAAUCACAGACCUGUUUUAGAUCCGCUUGUCUUAAAGAAGUAUUUUAAAAAAGCAAUAAUGACUGAAUACCAACUGGUUUUAAGGUUACUGUCAUAAAAAUGAUUUAGCGACUUGUUUUCGGCGUACUUUACCCUUUGCUAACAACUUUCAUUCAGUGACUCGAGGGAGUGAAACUCAUGCGGCAACAUAAGGUAGAGGCUUUUUUUUUUACAAACAAAUCUCACUAAUCAGCCCUGGCAUUUGUUCCAGCGCAACCUGAACGCAACGUUCCAACUCCAACAGUAUGUUCCUCUAGCCUGAACCAUUGUCUGAAUUAUCCAAACCAGACUGCAGAUUGUUCGCCUCAAGGACAUUUGCUCUGGAUUUUCUUGGCAGCGCCUCUUUCGCGAAGCGCGGCGCUCAUCUGGCUUUCUUGGGCGACACGGCUGACAACGUAGACUAUGUAUAACUCUCUUCUAUCAAUCGAUUUACGCGUAAUAACAGAUAAACGAGCAAUCAAGCUACCUAAAUAAUUAAUGUCGGUCCUCCCUGAUUCGCCCACAGGCGUCUUUGAGUUAGGAUCCAAAGGAAUUUUAUACGACGACGUAAAAUCUUCAGUCCUAACCUAUACGUUGAGUAAUGGUUGAUACGUAAUUAGAGAAUACGUUGGCAUUGGACCGUAUUCAAGCGAGACCAUCUUCGCACAUUUUGCAAGAAAAAAACCGGUAUCACGAGGAUGGGAAAUACUUAUGACAAUCUUCAAUUUCACAGAAGCUCACUUAACGUCAUAGUUUUUUUUUUAGCAGCGUAUUGUACUUCAUUGGCUAGUUAGUUGGCCGUACAAGUCAUCGAUUAAUGUUGAAUCCGUCGCCGACUAACGCAACAAGAACUUCGACGCAAGCCGACUGUCUAUCUUAGGGACAUUUGAAGUCGUUAGGUUUUACAUUUAUUCGCUCUCCACACACGUACGGGCAGGCAGCUAACGGGACGUGUGGGCUGUACUGAACGUACACGCUGAAUAUUUGUACUAAUUAAAUGAUAGACUGAUAGUGAGCGGCUAAAAGUGUAUGUGAGGAGGUCGUUACGUGGAUACUCUCGAAGUGCGCUUGCCGGCCACUUCAGCGAUCUAAAGCCGUAGGUUACGAUGCCAUUUCGCACCUAUUUGUUCGCUCGCACUCUAUAUGCGGGCGGAGGUCGAGCUGCGUUGUUUGGUUCUGCCACAGGUAAACAAACAUAGGACUGGUUGAUUACUUGAUAGAUAGACAGACGAACAAGCGGACAGACGGCCCUUCGUUUUGUUCUGGGACGGAUGGAUGCGCGGUCGAUUCAGGCCCAGUCUCUUCGCUCCGGCCGACCCAUGUGUCUGGCCGCCGGCCUCUCGCGGAGGUUUUAACUGAACAAUCGAAUAAAUGUAUUACUUAAUGAUCGUAACUUAAAACGAUCAUUAUCUCCCAUUUCUCAAAGAUCAAAGGAAUAACAAUAUUAGCUCCAUUAUUUACUUAGCGUAAUCGGCGGUAACGUAAAAUGGGUUAAGGAGUUAGUGCCCGUUCCGCUUGGGGCUUGGGCAGGGCACAAAUUUGCAAAUGUUGACUGAAUGCAAGUGCUAGAGUAUGUGAGUUGCGCUAUCGCUCUCAACCACUGGGAAUUGGUCAACAGGUAUAUAUAAAUAUAUAUAUAUAUAUGUAUAUAUAUAUAAAGCACAACAAUUGAUAAUUUGAUUGAUUUUGAUUGACGACUGGGAUAGUCAUUUGAAAUAUAACGUUAGAAGUGUGAUCGAUCAAUGCAUUUCUCUUGGAAGAUUGAGAUUUCGUGCUAUACAACUCCUAACUCGAGUUUCGUAAUUUGUGGUGAUUUCUGAUGAGCUAACUCUUCACAGACUGAUGGAUGAUGAUUUAGUGUUCGAUUAAUGAUCAAUGGCUGCUCGAUUGACUGGUUAAUAGCUUAGGCUGAUUGAUGAUUAUUAACAACAAACUGAUCGACUGUCUGAUUGACUGAUUGAAAUCAAGUGUUCAAAAAACAUUUAAGGAAAAAGAGUGUACUGUGUUGUUUAUAAGUAUCGCGCGCUUUAUAAACAAAUCUGCGCGCUUAUCUCUGUUAGUCGCGGAGUGUUCUCAAGCGAAACAUUUUGUUAGUCCUGAUGAGCGUUUUUCUAUCAACUGCCAGUUAGCCAAGGUGUUACCACCAUAGCGUUUCCAUCCAGCAAAUGAUCCACAGGAGGAGAUGCUUAAUAAUAAUAAUAAAAGUAAUUUAAUCAAGUAUAGAAUGCUAUUGACCAUAUUGUAAUCAAUAGAUACAAACAAACAAACAAACAAUUAGUACUAAUCAUAUUAAAGAUGCUAUUAUUAUUGUUGUUCAUUUUGUUACUCAUAUCACACUUCUGUUGCCACAUAUGCUACUCUACCAAGUACAAUACUGAGAAAACGAAACCAAUCGUUCGCGGUGCCGCCCGGCAUCAUUCUGUUCCGAACUCGGGGAAGUUUGCCAACAAAAAUAACAGCACACCUAUUUAACACCUGAAUAACGCCAUAGUUCCAUGGAUAACGACAACACCUUCGAGGCGAUUAAGAACAGCAGAAUAUUUACAUGCACAAUCUACUCUUUGCAAAACUCGUUCAUUUCAACAAAACAUGCCCAUGAGAUCCUAUUCGUUGCGAAGGUAACAGCUAGAACAGGCCGAACCACCAACGCCACAGUUUAUUUUGCAAUUUACGGCCAUCGACGUGCGAAGCCCACCGACGAAAAUUCCACCGUGAAUGAAGUGGUGUCGGGACCUCUACGCACCGUUGAGUAUUGAGACGUUGUCAUUUAAACCGGGAUUGUCUUCUACAGGGACCUCCUUGACCAGCCGUUCGAUCGGCUAGUCAUGCCCUAAAGGACUUUCAUGCAACCGAAAAUCCUCCUGCUCAGCGGCAACAACAGCUCAGGGCUGGUGUCGUCGUCAGGCCGUAGUACCAAUGAUGACUAGCAGCGCCGGAAGCCGCAUCGGAGUGUCCUAACCUAAAAGGUUAACACGUUUGCUGCCUACUCGUCCAUUCAGCUGUCAGUUCUGCAGCAUCGGUUGUGGUAAAACUAGAGUGCUCAUUUUCUUAAAAUAACCAUUGAUCAAAAAACGAAUGAGAAUGAAAAUUCGCAAGGAUCGCCUCUUCCCUAGCGCCAAACGACUGUUAGGCCGUGAGCACACCAAAGCCAUCGACCAAUGCAGCUCCCUGCGUGUAAUUUGCCAUUCGCGCAGUGGCUCGGGUCGCCAUUUUUCUUCUAUUGCCAUUUUUGCUCAGUCUUUCCACCUUGUCCCAGGUGUUGCCGCAGCUACCACGACUAUAACUACUGCCACGAUUACUGCUACAAAGGUUGUAGCGGCCGGUGAGCCCGAGGCAAUCGUUAGUGACACACGGAUUGCUGCGCUGACGAUGCAGGCUGUUCAAGACAGGACGCACGGCAGCCACUGCGAAGUGGAUACGCAAACCGGGACCUCGGCUGAGAGUCAGCAACGCGAAUGGAAUGAGGUAGAAGAGAGAUGUAAGUUGCCAGAGAGUCAGGCAAGGAGGCCCUGUGAAUUGUCCCAAUGUGACCCAGCCGAGAUGUUACGAACUCCAGCUUGUCAGGCACUUCUACGAAGCUAUCUAUACAGCAAAGUCUUCGACAUCAUCAAAUGUCUAUGUGAAAUAUCACACGAACCCCCCUGUAGCCACGUAACGAUAUCUACGUUGUUUACUAACUAUCCAUACUGACUAAAACUGCUGACUAAUUUUUCAAGCUAUUUCUCUACAGUAUUGCGGCAAUUGCGAUACUUAAAAUGCGUACAAACGCUACGUCGUCUCCGAUAAUGUCUAUCGACAUUAUUAUAGUCUGUCGACGUCUAUAACCACCAAUUCGGAAAUUGCUACAAUCACGGCAUUACUCUGUAAUGCAGCGCUCAAUGCCUUAAUAUAUGCCUUUUAUGUAUGUACCGGCGACUCCGAAAGACAAACCUUCGAAACUGCACAACCGCUACUCCGGAUCUGCGCCUCAACACUUGUCUGACCUGAUCUUGUCUGAUAGAGAAGACAUGAACACGGUACUAGUUGUCGACACAGGGUCCCGGAUCGACAGGCGCACAAACAGCGCUGCCAGUGCUGCUCGCUAUUCUGCUGAUCGCGAUGGUUCGCGCAGCCGAGAAGUCUCGAAAUCUUGAAACACCUACGGAACAGAUCGAUAGAUGUUAUCUUUCGAUUUGAUUCAAUUCACUCAGUCUACUCUCUCAGCCUUAGAUUGUACAGCUUUGCCUGAGCCGUGCAAAGUGUUUCGUAUGCGAAGGGUCUUUAUAAUGAUCCACAAUGUCAAGCGUAGCCGUUCGGGCUCGUUCUGGACGGUUGCCAUGUCGUUUGCGAUCGACUGACUAACUACCUAUUCGAUCAACAAGCAGUUUUAGAGCGACAAUGCAGCUUUAUCUUUCUAUCUAGCAGUUAAAUUUUAAAUAGUUGCCUCUAAGGCGUGUUGCUUUUUAUAUAAACUCUCUAAUUAUCUCUAUAAGCACCGCGUAUAUCAAACGUGUUUAACUCUCUUUAAAGCAACCCUUUAUGGCCGCUGUAAUAACGUUUAACGUAGCUCUAUCUAUGGGUGUAUAUGAAGUGUACAUUCGAGUGAUGUCAAUUCUCUCACGCCAUGUCACCAGUCCGACGUCGUCUGAUUGCGUGUCAUGGUCAAGAUAACUAGGAUCUUUCCAACGUACGAUGCAUUGCUCGGUUCGAGUUGACGCGAUAACCCACGCCCAAUGCUAAAAUCAACAAAAAAGUAGAACUGACAAAAACAAAUACAAUAGUAAUAAUGGUGACGAAAAGUUUUAAUCAUACGAGCCAGACCUAUAAAUAGCUGUGCCUUGAUGUAAACAUCAGCUCGUAUAGGUACAAAUGGAGAAAGACGUGGGUUCGACGAGGCUUUCUGGCCACCUCUCGCCUUGUUGCAGUUGCAUUAUCGAAGCCAUGGAACAAAUCACGGCCUUCAAAGCAACCUGCAGCGUCAAGCAAAUGUUACGCUAAGCAUAACGUAUGACGAAAAAUCUUACUUCAGGCAACGCUAACCGAACUCCAGUACCAAGAUCAAUGCCAACAAAUAAUGUCGAGUUGACCCUUUCCGUUUUGUCAGCAAGCCCAGCGGUCGACCCGACAGCCAUCGACAGAACUUACAAGAGGUCUCCAACCUCGAUGAGAACAAAAGGGGAGACGCGGUAGAAGUGGGAAGCCGAUAAUCCUACUUCUACCAAACAGACAAUUUUCAUCUUCGCCCAUAACAACCAAUACUUCAGCGCGCAACAACACUAUCCCUGCCUGCCAGCAAGACAUCUGUGCCUCGACAAGAGCAUGAACAACUGAAACAAGAUUUACACUACUAAUGACCACCUACAAUUAUUUAUUACCACGUGUAGUAAUGCAACGAAAAAAACCUUGCCACGCCAGCACUGUUAGGAUGAGAGCGACUAUCCGUCAUAGUAAUGACUGACUGAAAACAACAACAACAACAACAACAACAACAACAAGAACAAUAGAAACAGAAACAAUACAGGAAUAUAAAACGAGACGAGAAAGAACGAGUCACGAUGACAAGAAAUGUACAUCGCGAAACACAAACGAACCAGUAUUGUUAUUACUAUAACAGUCACUAUUACUACAGUUAACUAUUAACCGAAACUAUUUAACAACGACUAUCAAUUUAACUAUGAAUACUGCUGAAAGUGCCACAGAUUCUACAAAUACGACCUUUCAUUAACUAACUAACUGACUGACUGAUUAAAUGUAAUCAUGACUGAUUGAUGACUCACAGAUUGAAUAACACAAACAAAUGACAUGACGUUAAUGUUCAAGCAUUCCUCACCAUUCCACUUUGUUCCUUCCUUGAGCACCAACUUCCGACCGUCAGAUCCCUUGUGUUGAGUACUUGACAAACACACGACACCUGAGUACUUGGAUGAAUGAGAAGAGGACAGAAGAGACGCCGAGCUCUCGGCUCGCCUACCGCUUCGUAGUGUGAGACGGGCCUGAAAUCGGCCGUUUCGCAGUUCAAGGUAAGGCGUUAGCCUGCGCCCACUUUGUUUCAGUUCUCUUUUCCCGGUUUCGUUUGCGUCUCUUUUGUUAGCUUCGUUUAACUUCUGCUUCCGCAAAACACACAUAGAUCCAGCGGAAUCGUAAUGCCUGCUCAGGAUGCAACUCACAUUAACGAGUUCUGCCAAUGGUCCUUGAUGUGGGUUCAGAUUGCGUUCGAAGUGAACAUAAAAAUAAUAAUAAUGCUGAGAGGAAAAAGAGAUUACAGGAAUGAAAGAUACGCUGCCCAAGAAGUUUCAUAGGAGUGACCAAGCGCCCUUGUGGCUGAUAUUUCUGCUCUUUCUGGUUCACACACUUCUCAAAAACAAUAUAAACAGGCCUGAACAGCAUCAGAUGACGAUAGCCUGUUUGUGGCGGCCCACCCUCGGGCCUAUCCAUGUACAUACAGUCUCUGUCUAGCCGUUUUGAUGUUGUACCGUCGUUGCGUACCGAUGACGCAGCCGGUGUGUCCGAGGCGUCGGAAACUUGGGGUGAAAGUUAGCCAGCACUAAGGCAUCGCUUACCUCUGCGAUAUCUGACCAUCCCUCUCUGCUGACCAAUAUUCAGACGAUGUCUCGAAGCGUAUUUUUGCGAUCUUUUGCUUCCGCUGGCCAAUCGCGGCUUCCUCGUUAUUGACGCCGACGAUUCCCCCGCUGACAAGGCCAAAGUGUCGAUAAGCCAACAGUUCUACAUUCGUGUGUAACUAACUAACCACUUAACUAUUAACUAAAUAACAUUUCAAUUGAUGUACGUAUCUUUAAUAAUCUGCUAGUAACUGUCAAUAUUUAAAGGAUUGAUGUCCUUGUCUUAGAACAUCGACCACUUCUAGCUACCUGUAAAAUUUUUUCCCUUCGAUAAUGAUAAUAAUAACAACACUGUGCAAUAAUAACCCAUGGUAGCUUUCCACCAAACUUUUGCGUAGGGACUUGCGUGCUGUAGGAAACAACGCCAAGCGUAUGCGUGUUUAGCGCUCGCUUGGCCCUCGGCAAUCUAUUCUCUAGUUGUGAGAGUCUCUUGGUUUUCGGUGUCUUUAUUCCUACCUUCUUGGUGUGUUUAUAUUUUUGUGUGUACAUGUCUAGAUCCACUCAGGUUGACGGGCAGUCUCAUCGUUCUGAAUUGGUACUGCUACAGGACAAAUAACUAUGAGAAUUCUAAUAAUCUGUUUUCUACAAAAUGCUUGUCCAAACAAUUGGCGGCCAUCCAUCUGGUCGGCCUCAAUGACCAACAGACUGCACGUCUACCUUUCCUUUAAUGCCCGUCCCGUGACUUGUCCCGUGUCUAUGUGUAUGUCUAUCUAUUCGUGUACCGUCGCUUUUAUACGUACAUAAGCUUACUACACUUAUUUGCAACGGGGCCGGCGGCAUGUGAAGCCCUCAAGCUCGCUUCACCUCGAAUUGAACUUCUGCAUAGCGCUACCGUGCAGUCGCACAAUCAUAACGUAGGACCCUGCCUCCCGGCCCCGCUAAUGCAAGUGGUGCGGGUGAAAGACCAUCCAAUGGUGGAAUGCGUUGAAUCUGAAUGAAACACGAACCGAAACGACCAUCUUCGGCAUAGCGGCACUCCAGGUUAUCGGUAGGCCGCUGAGUUGCCUGGCGCGCGCGAGUGGGGACCUGAGGCCUCGUAGGGCCCCCGCUGCCGCGCCCGGCUGGGCCUUACAUCCGUUCAGCUCGACAAGGCGACACAAAUAAGAUACAAACCAAAACAAAAGCUCAUUUUUCUAUUCUCUGAAACACUGAUACUAUGUCAACAAUAGGAACAACAACAAAAAACAUAGUUAACAGCAACAACAUAAAAAGACAAAGAUCGACAACAACCUUUGCAAUUAAAUCGUUCUGACUGUCCCAAGAUCUGCUAAGACAACUCCUAGAAAGGAGAACGAAAUAGAGGUUUAACGAUAAGAGAUAAAGUAUACAUAAAACAUAAAUAAGUAUUUAACUUACGACACCAACAAUGCCAAUGUGACAAUACCUUAAGCUUAAUAACAUGUGAACAUGCACAACGUAUACAGCAAGCACAAAUGCUAUAUACAAACUCUGCCAUCGCAGGAUAUGCCGAUAGCAAAAAGCUGCCGCACUUUUACCAAGCAGAACUCAAGAUCAUGCUAUUGCGAUCAUUGAAAUACUGAUAUUGGAAUAAAAAGUAAUAUAUAAACGUAAUACCAAUUGUGACAGGAAACGUUCUUAAUGUUAUCAACGCUCUAAAUGCUGUUUCUUGAAAUAACAAAUAUCUAAGUGCUGUUGAAACGCUGAAGACAGAACUUCAUGAGGAGUUCAUGAAAUCGAUGUGACUGAACUAACUCUCAUCAGGUCUCUAUGGGAGUGCUUGUAUGUACAGUCGAGUCAGGGUUCGCUGGCUAUCAUUAGAGUGACGGCCAGCGUACAGAAUGACCUUACCUUGAAUUAGGUGCUUAUACUCGUCACACAACACACGUCAACACAGGACAGGUACUUACAAACACAGAGAGGGUAAGAAAAGAUGAUGCAUGAAGAAAUCAGAAAAGUCUUAUUACUAUCAUUAUUAUUACUAUUAUUUAUAAUUCAUACAACAACAACUAUUAUUGCAUAAAGUAACAAAUACACACAUUAUGAACCCAAGGAUGACGAUGAAAUUACAUGGACACACGAAGAAAGCUGCCAAGUUUUUAGAGUGAACAUAUAUCACGAUUAUAUAUAUAUAUAUAUAUAUAUACACAUACAUACACAUAUACAUUGCAGUAAAUAACACUGUGAAGAACGUGAGUAUUAUUAAAGUGAAGAUUCUGAUGAUGAUUAUAAGAUGAAUAAUGACUGAAUGGAUGGCCAGGGUGAUCUCUAUUGAUCGUAGGCAACAGUCGGUUGCGACAUCUUGUCGAAUUCGUGAUGUUCAAAUCUCGAACGCCAAACUUUGAAGCAGGACAACCAAGGCCAUGAGAGAAAGCCGCGUUUAGUCGUCCCAUUCGUGAUGCCAAACUACAAGAGCAACUCAAGCGACGCCUCUGAACGGACAAAUUACGAAAAGGGGAAUAUAUUUAGAGUCUAACUCUUACAGUCCUUGAAUUCGUGUUUUAAUUUAGUAUAAUGACCAAAGUAGCUCCAGUCCAAAGAGUCCGUUCAGGCAAACGCUCAUUCAUACAACUUAUUAGAAUUUACCCGUGUUGUACACAGUUGUGUUAGCCCACACUUGAAAAAGUCACGAAUACGUGACGGGCGCUCGUCACGGAGACAGUGCUGCCGACAGAUCUGGAAAGAAUAGAAAACGCUGUGACGUGCGUCCCUGCUACUUGCCAGAACUGUUCGAAGCGGCAUAUCGAGUAAAAGAGGAUGAUAAAUGUAAGCAUCAGUGGCGUAUCCUAAACAUCGAAUACAUUUCGGCCAAUACAACGUAUUUCCGUCAGGAACCAUUUAGAAAGCUUGAAAAGGAAGAGGCCCGAAAGACAUCGUCGCUGAUAUCGUCAUCCUGCUACUUGGGCUAGGCCGUUGUCCGACAGAGUCUCGACGCACUCGAAGAGGGUCUCUACUAUGAUCAGUUGCAGUGGCCAACAAAGUUAUGCACCUAUCGAUAAUAACGUACGGUUCAAGCGAACGAAAUGAUCACUUUAAAUUCAUAAGACGCUACUGUUUUAAUCACCCGGGAGGUCGGUUUGUUUCGGACGUACGUAACACAGGACCCGGUCGGGCCGUGCGUGACAGUUGAUUAACUAGCGUGUCAAUGAAAUCGGAAAUGGCACCCGAUAAUCUCAGCUUGACGAUGACAAAACUAGUACAUUGCAGAGCGGGUAGGAAAACAGCGAGGUUAAAUGUGUAUGUAGUUGUCACCUACGUAUGAGGAAUGGAUAACAGUCCUCUAGCCAGAAAAACGUUCUACACUGAAGCGUAGUAGAUUAUUGUAUUAGAUCGUGACUUUGUGUCCAUGCUGCUAUGUUCGACAGCCUGUUAGCAACUGGUCAUGAAUUACGAAAUGAUCAAGCCAACGAGACGAUGGAUUUCUGAUAAUGAAAUGAUAAAUUUGUAUGAUCUUAGCAAAACUCGUUCGAAAAGCAACCGUAGGAUGAGAUUAUGAGGAAGUGGAAAAAAAAUAAAAAUGAGCGCAAAAUAUUGAACGAAAAAAUAACAGUUAACAGUAAAUAUCGAACGCGUUGAGUUCGCUUUGACAGGAAACACCUCUGACAAAAUCAUCGCCGCAAUAGGGGUACACGCGAGGGCAGAUACUAACGAUUAUCACAUAACAAUAUGAGUAAUGCGAACAUAAUACGACAGCGUGAUUAUGAGACGUAGCAAGUAAAGUAAUGAAUCAAAAUUACCUAAAAUCGAUUGUUUUUUUGACAAGAAUCUAUCCUAUUUUCGACUUGCAGCACGGUAUUUCACCAUUGAUACCUCGAAGCGGAGGCUUUCCUACUUCUGUUAUUAUUACUAUGUUUCUUACCGUUAUUAUUAUGGAUAGCAAAUGUAGUUGCUCGGUUCUUCUAAAUGGUCCGUCGUUCCAUCCAUCUAGUCUAGUCUAGUCACUCCCAUUAGUGCCCCUAGCAACCAUUCGGAAGACUGCCGAAUAAUAGCCAUGACAAUAAAAGGAUAAUAAUGAAGAAUGUGAUGGGGUUAUGUCGUCCAGAGGAAGGACGGCCUCCGCCAAUUUGUUCGAUCUUUCGACAAACAAACUUUGUUGCCCUCGGAAGUGAGCGAAUAAGAAGGCUAUUGCUUACACCUUCAGCAGCAGACCCAAUGCGACGGUCCUGCACGCAGUGCGAACGCAGCAUCAACAGGACAAACUGCAGGAUCUGAUAUAUUGAUAUGACUGUAACAAGAGGGAGAUGCAUGAAAUGAUAAAAAUAAUAAUAAUAUGUAGCGGUCGGCGGAAUGUGACAAGUAAGUGGCAUACGACCCAUCAGGGCAGAGGCUGAAAGGUUAUCUGUCUUUGUCGUAUUAAAUAAUAAUAAUAAUAAUAAUAAUAAUAUUAUUGAUAACGAUAAUAAUUAUGAAACAUUCAGAUAAAUAUUGAUAAAUAUGAUGAUGGUGGUGAGUAUGACAAUGGACAAUAGUGGACGGAGGAAGAGACGUCAAAGAGGUGAUUAAUGAUUGUACUGAAGAUGAUGACGCUAAUGAAACGUAACAGCAACAAUACUACACGAGAGUUAUAACAAAAAUAAAACUUAAAUGAUAAUAAUAUGAUCAUCUCCUGCUGCCGUGAAGAUAGGUCCGGUCGAGCCUCCCUGCGUUGGGGGCGCUGGCCGAAACUGUGUACAAAAAGCGCCGUCAUACACUUUGACUUUGCCAAGUGCAUUGCUAGUCUAUGAAGAUGAUGGAUGGAUGGAUGAAUUAUGAUGACAAAAUUGGCGAAAAUGCUACGGCGGAUAGCGUCAGAGCCAAUAAAACCAGCCAUCAAGUGGUCACUCAAGUAGCGCCAUGAAUGCAAAAGGCCAUUCAGAGCAAAUGACUAUCGUCUUGUCACAUCAUCAAUAAUAGCGGUGGUGAUGGGUGAUGAUUAUUAUUAACUAGCGGGGCGUGAAAAGGAGAUUUUUUUCGAAGAAAGAGCAAGCGCUGUCCGUUUGACUUCAGCAGCUGACCCAAGUUAGCUGCCUUUCUCUACCUUCCGCUCCCUUUCGCCCCAACAAACGAAUGGCCCGUAUCACGAUGAUGACGAUGGUAUAGUAUGAUUAAUAUGACAAUUAUUAGUAUAAUGCUAACAAUGCUGAUUCAUGAUUGAUACAGAUGAAGUUAUGAUGAUAAUAAUUAUUCUUACUAUUAUUAUUACCGCGAUGACAGUAACGGGCACAGUGCCAGACGUCCGUUAUUGUCGGCAGGUAAAUCCUCUACUGCAUUAGCUAAGGGAUCUGACGACAGCAAGGGCCUUUGACACACGCUAAG
Varroa destructor (honeybee mite) is the source of this 14626-nucleotide messenger RNA. Its product is annotated as innexin unc-9-like. The record is from RefSeq and is a predicted model, not a curated record. Gene Ontology annotation, molecular function: gap junction channel activity. Lineage: Eukaryota; Metazoa; Arthropoda; Arachnida; Mesostigmata; Varroidae. Gene Ontology annotation, cellular component: gap junction; plasma membrane.